UGAAAUCUGAUCAGGCGUGGCAGCUCGUGGCCACCUGAGCUGCGCCUCUGCUGAAUGUUUGAUGGAGGCAGCGAAGGAUCGUCUGUGCUUCGUAUGAACUGCUCAACAGGUGGACGUGUCUUCUGGACGGCACACUCUGAGGCUUCAGCAUUCAGGUGAUGGUGUCAGGAUGUCUGAGGGAAGGCAGCGAACUUUGUCCACCUCUGGAGAGUCGCUGUAUCAGAUCCUGGGUCUGGAGAAGAGCUGCAGCCAUGACGACAUCAAGAAGUCCUACAGGAAGCUGGCGUUGCGGUACCAUCCGGACAAGAACCCCGACAACCCAGAAGCAGCAGAGAAGUUCAAGGAGCUGAACAGCGCCCACGCCGUCCUGUCGGACCUCACGAAGAGGAACAUCUAUGACUCGUACGGGUCUCUGGGUCUCUACGUGGCCCAGCAGUUUGGAGAGGACAAUGUUAACACAUACUUCAUGCUGUCCACCUGGUGGGCCAAGGCUCUGUUUCUGCUGUGUGGAGUUCUGACCGGCUGCUACUGCUGCUGCUGCCUCUGCUGCUGCUGUAACUGCUGCUGUGGGAAACUGAAGCCACCGUCUACAGGUGAGGGGGCGGAGCCAGACUUCAUGUCACCUGACGACCUAGAGGAAGAGAUGCGUAAUGAGCCGGACAACGACGCUGAUGCUCCGAUCAUCCACCAGCCCACGAACGCCAGCGAAAAAACGCAGCUGAUCACCGAUGGCCAUCGCAGAUACGGAGAAACCUACACAUGAAGCCGGAUUUAGAACAUAGAGAAGGAACCCGGUGGAACCCCUAGUGGGGCCCCGCAGAACCUGAUCACAGGACAGGUCUGGAAAUAUUUGGACAGGACACAGCUUUGCUCAUUGAGACUGUGCGUCACCACAGAGGAUCUGAGAGGCCGUCACGCAGAUGAUCUAGUGAAACGACUGAGGGUUGAGUGGCAGGUGCUGGGUUCUUCCUGCUGAUGCUUUGCUUGUUCUAGCUGCGUUCAGGGCUUCACCACUGCCCUGGCUCAGAACACACCAGGCAACCACAGGAAAUGCAGUUUACAGUGGAUCAGCCAGAAGCCGUCUGUUAUGUCACUUUCCUUACAGUGUAGAUGAAAGAAAGGAAGCGACAUCAUGAGACCAAAGCCUCGUCCUCCAGCCCUUCACCCGCUGUAGACAAACACAUGGGGAAUAAGCCGACAGCUGAUUCCAGUGGUGAUGCACAGACCAAAUGAUGCUGUCACCGUCCAAAUACUUUUAGACCUUAGCAGACCCUUAAUUCUUAUGAACAUUAUUAUCAGUUUGAUUUUAUCGUAGUUCCUUAACAUUUAAAAGUCAGGAUUCAGAAUGUGACUGCAUGACAAUGGUAACAGUCAUUAAAUCUCAUUGGUGUGGAUGUAAAUAGUGUGUGUCUGGAGUUUGUUUCCUUCUGCUCUCGUGUUACUGGUGAAUGUUGACUGAUUAAAGACCAAUAAAUACUAGUUGUAACUGUUGUUUGUUGGAGCUGAAGGAGGCGCGGCUGCCUCCACCACUCAGUGUCCCUUUAAGAAACUCUGCUACUGGACCCCCCCCCCCCCACGCCUCCUCCUGACCAUUGACAUAUAAGGACAUGUGAACGCAGCAACAGCUGAUGUCGCUCUGUCUAAAACAGGCGCAGGCAGAUUGGAGCAGCACAACACCACCACUCUUCUCUGCUUCACUGUGUCUGUCCUGGUUUAAUUCGCCGUGGGAAGUGUCCCGACUCCUCAGCCUCAGGCCACAUCAUGGAGAGUCUGGAGAAGCAGCUCAUCUGUCCCAUCUGUCUGGAGAUGUUCACCAAGCCCGUGGU
Betta splendens (Siamese fighting fish) is the source of this 1826-nucleotide messenger RNA. RefSeq names its product dnaJ homolog subfamily C member 5-like. Lineage: Eukaryota; Metazoa; Chordata; Actinopteri; Anabantiformes; Osphronemidae. The transcript is spliced from 5 exons. Bases 170 to 763 code for a protein of 197 amino acids. The record is from RefSeq and is a predicted model, not a curated record.